Rubroshorea leprosula is the source of this 3963-nucleotide messenger RNA. Lineage: Eukaryota; Viridiplantae; Streptophyta; Magnoliopsida; Malvales; Dipterocarpaceae. The record is from the annotation of a GenBank genome assembly.
UCAAAUGGCUGUCCCUGUAUGGUACCUUUACCAGCUCAAAUGAUCCCUUGCUAGAAGAAUGCACCAGCAAUGUACAAAUUCCAAUCAACGAAACAGCUGCCCAGAUUCUGUAUCAAUAUCCAUGGAUGGUCAAUGUUACUCUGAAGGCAGGUUUCGACUUGCGGUGGGAAAUAGGUAGUGAUCAAUGCAACAAAUGCUUGAAUUCUGGUGGGGUUUGUGGAUAUAAUAGGACCACAACUCAAUUCACUUGCUUCUGCCAAAACCAGCCCUGGUCAAGCACAUGUCCAAGACCAGGACAAAAUGCAUCCCCUUCACCUCCCUUGGUCUUUCUCCUUCUUUAUCAUCAUCACCUUCGUCUUGAUCCAUGCUCCUAAAUUCGCAUCCUCUGUGGAUGAACGUUAUGUGAACUGCAGCGGGACUUUCGCCUGUGGAAACAUUGAGAAUAUUGGCUAUCCUUUCUGGGGUUCAGACAGGCCGGACUACUGUGGCUUCCCGGAGUUCCAGCUGAACUGCGGUGACUCAAUCCCGGAGAUCACAAUCAUGUCAGCAAAAUACCACGUCCUUGGAAUCAACAACGAGUCCCGGCUUCUCACCUUGGCCAGAGCCGAUUAUCUAGACAACCCCUGCCCCACCUCCCUAAUCAACACCACACUGAAUCGUGACCUCUUUGAAUUUACACCCGAUACUCAGGAAAUAAACCUCUAUUAUCGUUGCCCUCAAAUAACAAAUCAGGAGAUUGGCUCCAUCAUUAAUUUUACUUGCAAUGUAAACGCAACCACCUUCUCCAGCGUUUACCUCUACAGUAAUCUCAGCGAAAUAACCGGCGUGGGUUUGAUUGCGGCUAGUACUUGCGGUGACAGGGUUGUUCUGGCCGCAAACCGAUCCGAAAUCCAGUCCGUGGAGGCAAGUCCGAAUCCAAGCGGGAAAAAUCUGGUUGAAGCUCUUGAAAAAGGAUUUGGGCUGCAGUGGAAUGCAAAUAAUAGCUUGUGUGAUCGGUGCAGAGGCUCCGGCGGGCAGUGUGGAUAUAAUACGGAUACCGAUACGUUUUCUUGUUACUGCUCAGAUCAGCCUUAUGAUACCGUUUGUCCUCCUCCAACAGCGCCUAUUCUGCCCCCCACCUCUCCUCAGGCCUUCACCAUGCUCCCUCUGGUUUUCCUCUUCCUGCUCAUCUUCCUCCUUUCCGCCCAUGGAGCGCAUUCCUCUGCCCAAAACGACACGUCCACCUUCCCCAACUGCAACCAUACCUUCUCAUGCGGGGGCCUCCAAAACCUCUCUUACCCAUUCACGGGCGGGCCUCGUCCGUCAUACUGCGGCCCCCUGGGAUUUCUCCUCACCUGCACCGACGAUGGAAUCCCCCAGUUAAUUAUGGACUCACUGAGUUACAGGAUCAUCCAAGUCGAUCGAAACAUACAGAGCAUGACGCUUUCCCGCUCGGACCUGUUCAACAACACAUGUACCCACAAAUUUGCUAACACCAGUCUGAGUUCCCCUUUAUUCAAUCUCAGCCCAGACAACAAGAACCUCUCGCUGUUCUAUGAGUGUACUCCGGUCCAGGUGUAUACCCCGGAGAACCUGUUCUGGUGCGGAGAUGGGAGUUCUAGUAGUGCCGCGUACCAUGUGUUGGGUCCAGUUCCGAACGAUCCCAUAUUCAAGAUUAUUCGCUGUAACAUCAGCAUCAAACUGCCCAUGUUGCAAGCUGCGGCGGAUAAACUUGAGAUCAAUAGGUUUACUCUCAGGGAAGCUUUAAUGGAGGGAUUUAGCGUGAAUUAUACUACUCCAAAUGCGGACGAUUGCGCUAGUUGUCGCGAUUCGGGUGGGGAGUGUGGGUUUUUGGAUCAGUUUGUUUGCAUUUGUGGUGAUCGAAUUUGUGACAUACCAGGCAAGAAGAAGACAAUAAAACCAGUUCAAAUAGGCCUCUUUAUAACUGGUGGAAUAAUUGCUGGUAUUCUUCUGGGAGGCUGGUGGUUAUUAUGGUAUCAGAGGAGAAAGAGAAUUGCUGCUCAAUCUCAAAGCAAAGACUUGCCUGCAACUCCUCCAUCAGGCAAAGGCCUGGGCCCUGCUACUCUAUCCACUUUGCAUUCUGAAAGCAUUCCUUCUUAUUCCUCAGCCAAGUCUGACCUAGAAAAGGGAAGCACCUACUUUGGAGUUCAGGUCUUCAGCUACGCUGAGCUUGAAGAAGCAACUCAUAAUUUUGAUCCUUCUAAAGUACUUGGAGAUGGGGGUUUUGGCACUGUUUACCAUGGUGUGCUCAGUGAUGGGAGUGUUGUGGCAGUAAAGCGCCUGUAUGAGAACAAUCUCAAACGUGUUGAACAGUUCAUAAAUGAAAUUAAGAUCCUAGCUGACAUACGACAUCCAAAUCUUGUGACCCUAUAUGGAUGCACCUCGAGGCACAGCAGAGAACUUCUCCUUGUGUAUGAAUACAUUCCUAACGGAACUGUGGCUGAUCAUCUUCAUGGGAGAAGGGCAAAUUCUGGCUUGCUUACUUGGCAUGUUCGGUUGCGCAUUGCCAUAGAGACUGCUAAUGCUUUAGCUUACCUUCAUAGUAAAGAAAUCAUACACCGUGAUGUCAAAACCAACAACAUUCUUCUAGACAACAAUUUCCAUGUGAAAGUGGCUGAUUUUGGUCUGUCUCGACUUUUCCCCAAUGAUGUUACCCAUGUGUCAACUGCUCCACAAGGGACACCUGGCUAUGUUGAUCCUGAGUAUUAUCAGUGCUACCAUCUUACAGAUAAAAGUGAUGUAUAUAGUUUUGGGGUGGUGUUGAUUGAGCUCAUUUCUGCAAAGCAAGCAGUAGACACAAAUAGGCACCGCUUUGAUAUUAACUUGGCUAACAUGGCCAUCAGCAGAAUUCAGAAUCAGGCAUUGCAUGAGUUGGUCGAUCCAUCUCUUGCCUUUGAAACUGAUUUUGCUGUGAGGACAAUGAUUACAACAGUUGCAGAACUGGCUUUUCAGUGUUUGCAGAAAGAGAGGGAUAUGAGGCCUUCCAUGGAAGAAGUUUUGGGGGUUUUGAAGGGAAUGCAGAAUAAAGAGUCGGGAGCACAGUUUGCAGAGGUAGUGAACAUUGGAGCAGAUGACGUUGGCCUUUUGAGACAUGUUCCCCCUCCAGUUUCACCAGACUCAGUUGAAACCGAAAAAUGGGUUAGUAGCUCUACCACGCUGAAUCCCUUUUAGUUCUAGCAAAUGAGAUUUCGUUUCACUUUUCCCCUCAAAUUCUCGAUUGGUAAAAGUAUUCUAUGAUCUUGAUCCAUUGUGGAUGAGGCUCUAAAUUUACAUUACCUUCACUUUCAGGCCUUUUCUCCUUUUCCCUUGUUUGUUUAAAAAUAAUGUAAGAUGAUACCAGUAUAUGUGAAGUCAACGAAUUAUAAGUUUAUAAGGCAUGAGUAGAGCUUUACUAAGGGUAUAAAAUCUAUAUGUUUAGGAUGCAAUGAUUCAUGAGCAUUUGUGGUUUAAUAAUAUAUAUGCAGUUAUGAAUUGUAGAUGCUGUGAUAAGUUCCUGGUAUUUCUAAUGCUGUUUUAAUGCUUGUUUCUCUACCAGGGGCAGAUAAGAACAAUGUAAUCCAACUUGCAUACAUGGACGCGGAAUUUUGAUUUUGAAGAGUAUUUGUUGCUCUAAAUUCAGGUUUCAAGUUAUGCUUACUAGAAGGGAAUCGUUUGUUUAGAUUAAACACUUUGCCAGACAAAAUGGUGGUAACACCUCGGUGAAUAGCUUGAACAAAUGACUACAGAUGCAGCAGCAUAGAGCUGUUUUGUAUGGGCAUGAUAUGUGUAGUCUGUACUUACUAUGCAUUGUCAAGGCAGAUUAAAUUGUUGUAUCUUUUUCUUGCUGAUCCGAGACUAAACUUUAUAAUUUACCCUGUAAAUUGCUCUUCUUUAAAAUCAUGUGAAAUAGCUUCUUACACAGUUACAUUUGUUGGUUUCAACUUUGGAGCCAAUUAUGCACCAAAAGAAAUUAUUUUUUUAAAU